Messenger RNA from Ipomoea triloba (trilobed morning glory), 998 nucleotides. RefSeq names its product ABC transporter I family member 10. Lineage: Eukaryota; Viridiplantae; Streptophyta; Magnoliopsida; Solanales; Convolvulaceae. The record is from RefSeq and is a predicted model, not a curated record. The coding region runs from base 85 to 873 and encodes 262 amino acids. Gene Ontology annotation, cellular component: chloroplast envelope; membrane. Gene Ontology annotation, biological process: transmembrane transport. Gene Ontology annotation, molecular function: ATP binding; ATP hydrolysis activity. The transcript has 6 exons.
AUUGUGAAAUUAGCAGCGUAUGUGGAAAGGGGAAUCCGAUAAAAAUGGCGAAUAACCAAUUUUGAGGCAGCAGGUUGAAGCACAAUGAUCCAAUCGGCUUGUAUCCGGGCCUCUGCUUUUCACCUCCCGCCUCUCUACUCUCACUCAACAAGGCAUUCCGCAACCGGCGAGAGCUGUGCAAUUGAAGCUCGCAAUCUGAGCUAUUCGGUUGUCACGAAACAGGGUAAACACCUCCCAAUUCUAAAGGACUGUUCUCUAAGCGUUCCCUCUGGCCAGUUAUGGAUGCUUCUUGGACCCAAUGGCUCAGGAAAAUCCACUCUUUUGAAAAUUUUGGCAGGGCUUUUGUGUCCCAACACUGGGUCUUUUUAUGUGAAGAAACCAAAGAGUUUUGUUUAUCAAAAUCCAGACCACCAGGUGGUGAUGCCUACUGUGGAAGCUGAUGUAGCUUUUGGCCUAGGAAAAUUCAACUUAACCAUGGAUGAGAUCAGGCCUAGAGUGGCAAAAGCUCUGGAUACUGUUGGCAUGUACGAGUAUCUGCAAAAACCAGUUCACACUCUUAGUGGAGGUCAGAAACAAAGGGUCGCUACCGCUGGUGCUUUGGCUGAGUCAUGCAAAGUGUUGUUGUUAGAUGAACUGACUACAUUCUUGGAUGAAAAUGACCAGAUUGGGGUGAUAAAAGCACUGAAGAACUCUAUAGAUGCAUCUAACGAAAUUACAGCGUUGUGGGUGACCCAUCGUCUGGAAGAACUUGAGUAUGCAGAUGGCGCAAUUUACAUGGAAGAUGGUAGAAUUAUUAUGCAAAGUGAUGCAUCCAUUGUGUAUAAUUUUAUUGAAGCUAGGAGGGCUUCUUAUCUUGACCAAAUUAAUCUAUGAUUAUUUGCUUCCUAUACUAAGCACAUUUGUACCUUUGUGUCUAAGCUUGUAUAGUAGAACUGUUUUUGAUGAAUCCAAAUGUUGUCUCUUUCUUCUUUGGUAGUAGUUGACAUUCCUAUAGUUUA